UAGCGCGCCUUGCCCAGCGGUGUUUUCACCCUGCAGUGGCGGCGCUCCCAUAGGCCCUGGCCGCUGUGUCUAUGGUGCGUGUGGCUAGAGCGGCUCCUCCCGCGGAGCACUGUGGGGCGGCCAUGGCGGCGCUCGGGGAGCUGGGUUACGGUCGCUGAGGAAGCUGCGGGCGGUGCCGGCGGCGGGGCCCGGGCGGCGCUGCGGCCGCGAUGGCCGCGGCGAGCGAGGAGUCGCUGCACCGCCUGUCGGGGACGAGCCCGGGCGGCGAGGCGGGCGGGCUGGUGCUGCGGGCGCAGGGCGCCGAACAGCACAUCUUCAAGGCGCCGGCCCCGCGCACCUCCCUGCUGGGCCUGGACGUGCUGGCGGCGCAGAAGCGGCGGGAGCGCCAGGAGGAGGAGGCCGGGGGGAAGCGAUCCCGGGUCGCAUCCUACAAAGACUGGGAAGAGGGUCGUGACGAGGCGGGCAGCGCCGAGGAGGAGGACGAGGAAGAGGAUGAGGACGACCGGAGCAGCCGCAAAGGUCGCAGGAACAGGCAUUACCGCUCCGUCCACGUGGAGACACCUUCAUACACAGGGGGUGUCAGCGAGGAGUUCUGGGAACGCAGCCGGCAGCGGGAGAGGGAGCGUCGGGAACACGGAGUCUUUGCCUCCUCCAAGGAAGAGAAGGAACGGAAGAAGGAACGCAGUAGGGAGCGGGACCACGAUCGUAAACGGGACCGUGAGGAGCGGGACAGGAGUCGUCACAGCAGCAGCAGAUCGGAAAGGGAUGGCUCGUCAGAAAGGAGCAGCAGGAGGAGUGAACCUGAGAGCCCCCGACAUCGGCCCAAAGAUGCAGCCACACCAUCUCGCUCCAGCUGGGAGGAAGAUGAUAGUUGCUACAGCAGUACCCGUCGCUCACAGUGGGAAUCUCCCUCACCCACGCCUUCCUAUCGGGACUCGGAGCGCAGCCACCGGCCAUCAUCACUGCGGGACACGGACCGGCGGGAACGGGACAGGUCUGUGAGGAGCAGGUACUCAGACAAGACGCCAUUGCCCACCCCGUCGUACAAAUACAAUGAGUGGGCUGACGACAGGAAGCACCUUGGAGCCACGCCACGGCUGUCCCGAGGGAGAGGGCGGCGCACAGAUGGCGAGGAGGGCAUCGCCUUUGAGACGGAGGAGGAGCGGCAGCAGUGGGAGGAUGACCAGCGGCAAGCUGACCGGGACUGGUACAUGAUGGACGAGGGCUAUGAUGAGUUUCACAACCCCUUGGCCUACUCCUCUGAGGAGUACGUGAAGAAGCGUGAGCAGCACUUACACAAGCAGAGGCAGAAGCGGAUCUCAGCACAGCGGCGGCAGAUCAAUGAGGAUAACGAGCGCUGGGAGACGAAUCGCAUGCUGACCAGUGGUGUGGUCCAUCGGAUUGAAGUGGAUGAAGAUUUUGAAGAGGAUAACUCCGCUAAAGUUCAUUUGUUGGUGCACAACCUGGUGCCUCCUUUCCUGGAUGGAAGGAUUGUCUUCACCAAGCAGCCAGAGCCAGUCAUCCCUGUGAAGGAUGCCACCUCGGAUUUGGCCAUCAUAGCCCGGAAAGGCAGCCAGCUGGUGCGCAAGCACAGGGAGCAGAAGGAGCGUAAGAGGGCACAGCACAAGCACUGGGAGCUGGCAGGCACUAAACUGGGAGACAUUAUGGGGAUCAAGAAAGAGGAGGAGAAGGAUGAGAUGGUGACGGAAGACGGCAAAGUGGAUUACAAGACUGAGCAGAAGUUUGCUGAACACAUGAAAGAAAAAAGUGAAGCCAGCAGUGAGUUUGCCAAGAAGAAAUCAAUUCUGGAGCAGAGACAAUACCUGCCUAUCUUUGCUGUGCAGCAGGAACUGCUCUCCAUCCUCAGAGACAACAGCAUUGUGAUUGUGGUGGGGGAGACGGGGAGUGGGAAGACGACUCAACUGACGCAGUACCUGCACGAGGAUGGCUACACUGACUACGGCAUGAUCGGCUGCACCCAGCCCCGCAGAGUGGCCGCAAUGUCGGUGGCCAAGCGGGUCAGUGAGGAGAUGGGGGUCCGUCUGGGGGAGGAGGUGGGCUAUGCCAUCCGUUUUGAGGACUGCACGUCCGAGAACACAGUAAUCAAGUACAUGACAGAUGGGAUCCUCCUCCGUGAGUCACUGAGGGAGGCUGACCUGGACAACUACAGUGCUAUCAUCAUGGAUGAGGCUCAUGAGCGCUCACUCAACACUGAUGUGCUCUUCGGGCUGCUUCGGGAGGUGGUGGCCCGACGCUCAGAUCUGAAGCUUGUUGUCACCUCGGCCACCAUGGAUGCAGAUAAGUUUGCCUCCUUCUUUGGGAACGUUCCAAUUUUCCACAUUCCUGGGCGCACUUUCCCUGUGGAUAUUCUUUUCAGCAAGACCCCACAGGAGGAUUAUGUGGAGGCUGCAGUGAAACAAGCCCUGCAGGUCCACUUGUCUGGUGCUCCUGGAGACAUCCUCGUCUUCAUGCCUGGCCAGGAGGAUAUCGAGGUGACCUCAGAGCAAAUUGUGGAGCACCUUGAGGAGCUGGAGAAGGCACCUGCUCUUGCUGUCCUGCCAAUCUAUUCUCAGCUGCCCUCGGACUUGCAGGCCAAGAUCUUCCAGAAGGCUCCUGACGGGGUCAGGAAGUGCAUCGUUGCCACUAACAUUGCAGAGACCUCACUGACAGUGGAUGGCAUCAUGUUUGUGAUUGACUCUGGCUACUGCAAGUUGAAGGUUUUCAACCCCCGCAUAGGCAUGGAUGCGCUGCAGAUCUACCCCAUCAGUCAGGCCAAUGCCAAUCAGAGGGCAGGCCGAGCUGGCCGGACAGGCCCAGGCCACUGCUUCAGGCUCUACACCCAGAGUGCUUACAAGAAUGAGCUGCUGACAACCACGGUGCCUGAGAUCCAGCGCACCAACCUCGCCAACGUAGUGCUCUUGCUCAAGUCCCUGGGUGUGCAGGACCUGCUACAGUUCCACUUCAUGGAUCCGCCCCCUGAGGACAACAUGUUGAACUCCAUGUACCAGCUGUGGAUCCUGGGGGCCCUGGAUAACACAGGUGGUCUGACCUCAACGGGACGUCUCAUGGUGGAGUUUCCGCUGGACCCUGCGCUCUCCAAAAUGCUCAUAGUCUCCUGUGACAUGGGUUGCAGCUCUGAGAUCUUGCUUGUUGUCUCCAUGUUGUCUGUGCCUGCCAUCUUUUACCGUCCUAAGGGCCGAGAGGAGGAGAGUGACCAAGUGCGGGAGAAAUUUGCUGUUCCAGAGAGUGAUCACUUGACUUACCUGAAUGUUUACCUGCAGUGGAAAAACAACAGCUAUUCUACCCUGUGGUGCAAUCAGCACUUCAUCCAUGCCAAGGCCAUGCGAAAGGUGCGGGAGGUGCGUGCCCAGCUCAAGGACAUUAUGGUGCAGCAGCGGAUGAGCCUGGCAUCCUGUGGUACGGACUGGGAUGUUGUCAGGAAGUGCAUCUGUGCUGCAUAUUUCCAUCAGGCUGCAAAGCUGAAGGGCAUUGGGGAGUAUGUGAACAUCCGCACAGGCAUGCCCUGCCACCUGCACCCCACGAGCUCUCUGUUUGGCAUGGGCUACACACCAGACUACAUUGUGUAUCACGAAUUGGUUAUGACCACAAAGGAAUACAUGCAGUGUGUCACUGCCGUGGAUGGAGAGUGGCUGGCAGAGCUGGGCCCCAUGUUCUACAGUAUCAAACAUGCUGGCAAGUCACGCCAGGAGAAUCGCCGCCGUGCCAAGGAGGAAGUGUCUGCCAUGGAGGAGGAGAUGGCUUUGGCGGAGGAGCAGCUGCGUGCCCGCCGGGAGGAGCAGGAGCGUCGUAACCCACUGGGCAGUGCAAGAUCUACUAAAAUCUACACCCCUGGGCGGAAGGAGCAGGGGGAGCCCCUGACACCACGACGCACCCCAGCCCGCUUUGGCCUCUGAGAUGGCAGUACCUGUUGCUUUGAGACUUAAGGACUUACAGGAGCAGCUGAGUCUCAGGAGAGUCCCCAAUUCCCCUGAUCACUGUAUUCUAUGAGAUCUCUACAGCUUGUGGCCCAGGAAGGCUUUGGUGCUUGGCACUAAUUUUGCUACAGAACAGAAAGAAUUUUAUUUGUUUAAAGGUU
Corapipo altera (White-ruffed manakin) is the source of this 4096-nucleotide messenger RNA. It is a transcript of the gene DHX38, whose product is annotated as DEAH-box helicase 38. Bases 210 to 3914 code for a protein of 1234 amino acids. Gene Ontology annotation, cellular component: spliceosomal complex; intracellular anatomical structure. The record is from RefSeq and is a predicted model, not a curated record. Gene Ontology annotation, molecular function: RNA binding; ATP binding. NCBI's taxonomy places the organism in Eukaryota, Metazoa, Chordata, Aves, Passeriformes, Pipridae. The transcript has 26 exons. Gene Ontology annotation, biological process: mRNA splicing, via spliceosome.